Molecule: messenger RNA, 1496 nt
Organism: Clupea harengus (Atlantic herring)
Lineage: Eukaryota; Metazoa; Chordata; Actinopteri; Clupeiformes; Clupeidae
Gene: dnajb1b
Product: DnaJ heat shock protein family (Hsp40) member B1b
Biological process (GO): negative regulation of transcription by RNA polymerase II
Cellular component (GO): cytosol
Molecular function (GO): transcription corepressor activity; Hsp70 protein binding
Source: RefSeq, a predicted model, not a curated record
UUGUUUAGAAUAAACAGAAGAAACUGACUAGUUUCGGAAGCGCUUGGAUCUUGCAGAAUAUUCUCGAAGUUGCUGCGUGCCUAUAUAAUUGAGAGAGGCAGAGAGGGAGGUCUUCAUAAACUGGAUUGUUGGGUUGCUCCGUCUGACAGCUCGUUGAGUUACAAACUCACUGGCACUUGCAAGCGGAUAAUACUGAAGAAAAGUUUAUUGAUACUAUCGUUUUCAAUGUUAGGUCGGAUGAACUCGCGCACAUAAGUGCAUGACGUGGGGCAUUUAGUUGUAUUACCGUCGUCGAACUUGACAUUAAGUUAGCUAACUAGCUAACACACUUAGUAGAUCUGUGCUGAUAAACUCGCUUAAGUGAAGCCCGAUGGUGAAAAUGGGUAAAGAGUACUACAGUGUUUUGGGAAUACAGAAAGGUGCAUCGGACGAUGAGAUCAAGAAGGCUUAUCGCAAGCAGGCUCUGCGCUAUCAUCCGGACAAAAACAAGUCGCCAGACGCGGAGGAGAAAUUCAAAGAAAUCGCUGAGGCAUACGAUGUACUUAGUGACUCAAACAAGAAAGACAUCUACGACAAAUAUGGGGAAGAAGGCCUGAAGGGCGGCAUCCCCGGCGGCGGCGGCGGGGGCUGUGGCGGUGGCGGCAUGGGCCCCAACUUCACCUACACCUUCCAGGGCGACCCGCACGCCAUGUUCUCUGAGUUCUUUGGCGGCCGCAGCGCCUUCGACGUCCUCUUCGGGCGCAACGGCGGCAUGGAGGACAUGGGCACAGACGACCCCUUCGCCAGCUUUGCCAGCAUGGGCGGCAUGCCCGGGAUGGGCGGGAUGGGCGGCAUGGGUGGUAUGGGCGGCAUGCCCGGCAUGUCCUUCCCCUCGGGGAGGACAGGCGGCACGGGGCGCCCUGCGCAAAGGAAGAAGGACCCGCCGGUGGUGCACGAGCUGAGCGUGAGCCUGGAGGAGGUGAUCGUGGGCUGCACCAAGAAGAUGAAGAUCUCCCGCAGGCGCCUGAUCGCCGACGGGCGCAGCACGUGCUCCGAGGACAAGAUCCUGGCGGUGGAGAUUAAGCGCGGCUGGAAGGAGGGCACCAAGAUCACCUUCCCCGGCGAGGGCGACGAGACGCCCACCAACCUCCCCGCCGACGUCGUCUUCGUCGUCAAGGACAAGCCGCAUGCCGUGUUCCGGCGCGACGGCUCCGACGUGGUCUACCCGGCCAAGAUCACACUCAGGGAGGCUCUCUGUGGCUGCACUGUGAACGCCCCUACGCUGGACGGGCGCACCGUCACCGUGACGAUGCAGGACGUCGUGCGGCCCGGCAUGAAGCGGCGCGUCACGGGGGAGGGGCUCCCGCUGCCCAAGAACCCAGAGCGCCGGGGCGACCUCGUCGUCGAGUUCGAGGUCAAGUUCCCCGAGAGGCUGAGCCAGAGUGCCCGCGACACCAUCGCCCAGGUGCUGCCCGCAUCAUGAACCCCAACAACUUGUCUCCCCACGGCCCCCCCCC